Molecule: messenger RNA, 1218 nt
Organism: Beauveria bassiana ARSEF 2860
Lineage: Eukaryota; Fungi; Ascomycota; Sordariomycetes; Hypocreales; Cordycipitaceae
Exons: 1
Coding region: 1-1218 (405 amino acids)
Source: RefSeq, a predicted model, not a curated record
AUGCUUUCUGUUUCUCGACAAUUCAGCACCGCUGACGGGCACAACCCCGAAAUCAUCUAUCACAUCUUGGAAAAUGAAGAGGAGUUUGGUCCCCAGCCAUCUUACCAAGCCCUUGACCAUGAUUUGCGUCGCAGGGGAACUUCGAACCAGCGAGCCCUUGUUAUGAUGGAAGCAGUGAGAAUCGCAGAAGAUGAUGCUACUAGUCGUGCCCCUGUAAGAUCCUGGGAAGAACUUGUCGACUUUCCUCCCAGCAGUCCGACCGAUGAAUAUCCAGGAGCAUUGGGCACUGCAAAUUUGAGCGAAGAGGAGGCUGGCAUAUACGGGAGGUUGAUGGAGCGCCUGGCCGCCAGAAAGUCUGUUGAUCUCGAGAAAGACACGGAUGACUUACUCGACAGGGACUACUUUAAUGGCGUCCACCAGAUUUGGCGAGCCAAGGAGAUUGUCAGGCACAUGACCACUGAGCAGCAUGGCACGCCGCAGAACUUUAGUCCACAUCUCGACUCGAUACGUGCCGAGUUGGAGGAUGCUGAGGAACCCAUGGUGGAAGGUCCCUUUGACAUUCUUCUCCCAGACCCCGUCACACCGGGCAAGACGAGCCGCCAGCGCGUGACUCUUCCUCACGUGUACUUGCCAGGUUGGGCGGGCCGGCCAUAUGCCAAUCUGCGCAAUGUGGAGGAGUGGAAAUUCGGGAUUAGGCUAGCCGAGGGCCGCUACCAUAAGCUCAGCCUGUACUAUGAAGUGUUGGAUAUCAUGCUGAGCGACAUGGUAGUUGUUCUCGGGUUCCCAAGCAUGCAUACCUUUUCGCACUUCAUCCACCGGCCUGAAAUCAAGGAAGCGUUUCGCGAGCUGUGGGACGCGUCACUCAAGAAUCUCCAACGUGACAAACAGCUUGCCCUGAACAAGGAAGCGCGACGACCGGUGGCACUGCGCAUCCUUUACUCCCGCGGACUCAAGGGAGAAAGCGAGUUCGAUGCUAGGCGUCCGGACAAGAGGGACUGGCCUCUCGACAGCCACCUUGCCCGGUUCUGCCUCAAAGUCGAAAGAGUCUGCAACCGCUGGAAGCUGCCCCCGAUGCGUGGGCAGAUUCCUAUGCUGGCUGGAAAGGCUCCGACUUCUGUUGUGGCGUGGGGUGGCGUGGAACUGGCAAGGUUGUUGAGGCGCAUGCAAAAGGGUUAUGGUAGCCGGAUUCGCUAUCUCGACCAGGAUAAUAAUGUGUGA